UAUCAUCUCAUUACCAUUUCUUCGUUUUCUCCACCCCCUAAUAUAUUCCUGAGUUCUUGAUCACAAUCUCAGGUUUUCUUGAUAAAUCUGUCUGUUCUUUCAAGGUGAAAAUGGUUAUAGACUCAAGAAAGGUUGCGGUUUCACUCUUAGUGUCGUUGCUGUUGUUUGUCUCCGUAUCUUCUGAGAGAAAUGACGAUGGAACAUUCAGAGUUAGCUUGAAGAAACUGAAGCUGGAUCCUCACAAUCGACUUGCAGCACGUUUUGGUUCAAACCAAGAAAAGGCCUUAAAAUCUUCUUUGCGUUCGUACAGCAACAAUCUUGGUGGUGACUCUGGAGAUACUGACAUUGUAGCUCUCAAGAAUUACUUGGAUGCUCAGUACUAUGGUGAGAUUGCUAUAGGUACUCCACCGCAGAAGUUUACUGUCAUUUUUGAUACCGGAAGCUCUAAUCUUUGGGUACCAUCCGGGAAGUGUUUUUUCUCGCUUUCUUGUUUCUUUCAUGCCAAGUACAAGUCUUCACGUUCAAGCACCUAUAAGAAGAGUGGGAAAAGGGCUGCAAUCCAUUACGGCUCAGGAUCGAUCUCUGGUUUCUUUAGUUCUGAUGCUGUCACUGUUGGUGAUUUGGUUGUCAGAGAUCAGGAGUUUAUUGAGGCAACCAGUGAGCCAGGUUUAACAUUCCUGGUGGCUAAAUUUGAUGGUCUACUCGGUCUUGGAUUUCAAGAGAUUUCUGUUGGAAACGCCACUCCUGUUUGGUACAAUAUGCUCACUCAAGGCCUUAUCAAGAAGCCGGUGUUUUCAUUUUGGCUUAACCGUGAUCCAAAGAGUGAAGAAGGCGGUGAAAUUGUAUUCGGAGGUGUUGAUCCAAAGCAUUUCAGAGGAGAACAUACAUAUGUUCCUGUGACUCAAAGAGGCUACUGGCAGUUCGACAUGGGUGAGGUUCUUAUUGCUGGUGAAUCUACUGGAUACUGUGGAAGUGGUUGUUCCGCGAUAGCAGAUUCGGGAACAUCCUUACUUGCAGGGCCAACGGCUGUAAUUGCCAUGAUAAACAAAGCUAUUGGAGCAUCUGGAGUUGUUAGCCAGCAAUGCAAGACUGUUGUUGACCAAUAUGGACAAACUAUUUUGGAAUUACUUUUGGCUAAGACUCAACCAAAGAAGAUCUGCUCACAAAUUGGUCUUUGCACUUUCGAUGGCACCAAAGGGGUCAGUAUGGGGAUUGAGUCAGUGGUAGACAAGGAAACCGCCAAAUUAUCAAACGGUCUUCGAGGUGCGGGUUGUCCUGCAUGUGAAAUGGCGGUUGUGUGGAUACAGAGCCAGUUGAGGCAGAACAUGACUCAAGAGCGGAUUGUGAACUAUGUUAAUGAGAUGUGCGAGCGCAUGCCUAGUCCAAAUGGAGAGUCUGCAGUUGACUGCUCACAACUCUCUAAAAUGCCUACUGUUUCGUUCACCAUUGGAGGCAAAGUCUUUGACCUUGCUCCAGAAGAGUACAUACUAAAGAUUGGAGAAGGACCAGUGGCACAAUGCAUCAGCGGGUUUACCGCACUUGACAUCCCCCCACCUCGAGGACCUCUCUGGAUACUGGGAGAUGUGUUCAUGGGCAAAUACCACACGGUCUUUGACUUUGGGAACGAGCGGGUUGGGUUCGCAGAAGCUGUGUGAAAAAUGUAACAUCGGUUCGGUAUUCUGUUUUUGUGUGAGAGUUUAUUGUGUAAUGUUUAUAUGGAAAGGUUUUGUGAGUGAAGCCUCGUUAUUGUGAACAAUGUUUGAAGCUUUGAGGAUGUUUUCUUUCUAACUUGAUCAAUAAAAACCCUCUUUUAUAUAAUUUUACAACA
Capsella rubella is the source of this 1828-nucleotide messenger RNA. RefSeq names its product aspartic proteinase A2. Gene Ontology annotation, molecular function: aspartic-type endopeptidase activity. The record is from RefSeq and is a predicted model, not a curated record. The coding region runs from base 111 to 1655 and encodes 514 amino acids. Gene Ontology annotation, biological process: proteolysis; lipid metabolic process. NCBI's taxonomy places the organism in Eukaryota, Viridiplantae, Streptophyta, Magnoliopsida, Brassicales, Brassicaceae. The transcript has 14 exons.